Messenger RNA from Miscanthus lutarioriparius, 381 nucleotides. The record is from the annotation of a GenBank genome assembly. NCBI's taxonomy places the organism in Eukaryota, Viridiplantae, Streptophyta, Magnoliopsida, Poales, Poaceae.
AUGGAACUUAUGAUCACAGCGAGAAAAGCAGUUCCUGAGUUGCAAUUGGUGUAUGGCAUUGUUGUUGACAGAGUGUACACUGGCACACUUAUGACAUCUCUUGAUAUGGUAGAAGAAACCGUCCACCAAAGAAAGUUUCCUGUUCCUCUACCACCAUCACCUUCAAUUAAGGAUGACGAGAUUUUUGCUCCAUCUCAGGAGCUGAGCAAGCAAGGGUGUAUCCUGGAGGCUGCUAUUGAAGCAAGUGCUACUGCAAUUAUCAAUCUCAAGGAUAGCCUAAAUGAAUGGGACAGUAAAGUGGGCGAUGGUGACUGUGGAACCACAAUGUGUAGAGGUGCAAUAGCUAUUCUUGAAGAUAUGAAAAAGCGAUUAGAAAUAUGA